Messenger RNA from Ziziphus jujuba (common jujube), 2752 nucleotides. Its product is annotated as protein LONGIFOLIA 1. The transcript has 4 exons. Bases 256 to 2691 code for a protein of 811 amino acids. The record is from RefSeq and is a predicted model, not a curated record. NCBI's taxonomy places the organism in Eukaryota, Viridiplantae, Streptophyta, Magnoliopsida, Rosales, Rhamnaceae. Gene Ontology annotation, biological process: regulation of monopolar cell growth.
UAUUACUGCCCUGCCUUUUUCCAUUAAGUCCGCCCACCCCUUUAAAAGACCAGAAAAGCGGGAGAAAACAGAUUAAAGCAUAUUCGGCGCCUGAACAAAAUCAGAGAGAGAGAGAGAGAGAGAAAGAGAGAGAGAGAGUGAGUGGGUGUGGUACGGAGAAAUGGAGAUUGGAGAGUUAGAGACUCGAUAGUGAUAAGUUUGGGUGAGAGUUUAUUUUUAUUGUUUAGAGAGAGUGAGUAUUGAAGGCGAGGAAAAAUGACGACGGGGAUAGUACAAGACCAGAAUCUGGAGAAGCAUAUAGAGAAACAGAUGGGUUGCAUGGCUGGUUUCCUUCAGAUCUUCGACCGCCACCAGAUUCUCGCCGGGAAACGUGUUUAUUCUACCAAACGCCUCCCUCCUUCUGUGCUGGCUCAAACGGUAGAUACGGUACCGGAGUCGGAGAGUACCAUUGGGUCUCCGGCUUUAUCUACAGAAUUGGAGACACAACAAAGAAACAGAUCAACAGCGUCACCGGACCGAUUGAAACAAUCUCCUACGAUGACGGAGCUCCGGUUACCGGUGCCGGAGAGUCCCAUAGUACCGCAAGAAACUCAGCCGAAGUCUCCUCUUCCUCUUCCGGUUUUUGAAUUCAAAGAAGGCACUAGGUCCUCCUGGAAGUUCUCAAGAGAAGCUCCGAGACUGUCUCUGGAUAGCAGAGCCACCACUGAUGCCAAAGGAAGUCUCUAUCCGAAGGAGAUCAGAACAAAUGCAGCCGUUUUGUCGGCCAAUCGGUGCGAGAACUCAGCAGCAGAAGGAGAUGACAACGAUAAGCAGCGUCGUUCACCAAGCGUUAUCGCCCGGCUGAUGGGACUCGAACCAUUGCCCCAUUCAGAUCCCGAGCCAGUCAAGAACGCUGAACUGCGGAGAUCUGCUUCCGAAUCCAGAGUUUCCAGAGAUCUGUAUCAGUACCGAUUUAUCGACGGAAACACUUUUCAGCUGAAGCAAUCCCAGCAAGCCAACAUUUCCAGCAAUGUAAUGAGAGACAAUGCAGCAAACGAAGAUCGAGCUUAUAAUGCUAGAGCUGUAGAUCCAAGAGGGUAUGUCGUACGGGAUGCGAAAGCCGAGCCACCUAAACUUCAGCAUAAAGGGAUGGGACAGAGGAAGAGUUUCUUCAAUUCUGCAGACUUCUUUCCCGAACCUAAGCAUACAGUAUCAGUCUACGGUGAGAUUGAGAAGAGGUUGAAGAUGAGAGGGAUCGAUGAGCCGUCCAAAGAUUUGGAGACUCUAAAGCAAAUCCUAGAAGCUCUGCAACUCAAAGGUCUCCUCCAUUCCAAGAAACCUUCGAACCUCAACUACAGGAAUUUCGUGUACGACCGCAAUUUUUCGCACGAUGAAUCUCCCAUUGUUGUAAUGAAACCAUCCAGAUCAGCUGUUCCGAUGAGUCGACCAUCGAGGAUGGUCGGCAGUGACUCUCCUCCGCCUUCAAGCUAUGGAUCAAGACCCAGUAAUCGCCGGAAUCAUAAUCUCUGCGGCGAGACUUCGCCGGCUGUGAGCCCGAGGCGUGACCGGACGGAAAUUGAUCGGAAUGUGCGGUACCAAUGCAGAGGAAGGAAUUCAAGUCCCCCGCCGUAUCGGGUUGAGAAUAGCACCAAGAGUCCGAAUAGGAGAAGACCGUUGAACGUUGAGACACAACAGAGGAAAACCAACUAUAAUGAUUUCGUAGACCAGAGAAGAAUCUCUCCGGUUAGCUCUCCUAAAGUUAAUUCGAGGAGGAUCAUUUCCGAUCAACAAACUUCCUCCAACCGAUCACCAAGGAACAGAAAACGAACCGCAGAGAUUUGUCGGAAGGAAGAGAAAGUGUUUCCUCAAGCAGAGGACGAGUCAUCCACCAUGUCCGAAAGCAGCAUAAGCACGUCUUCCCAAACCGACGCUGAGAGAUCUAAGGUGGAGGAGUACAAGGAAGGUCGGAGCCUGUUGGAGAGGUGUGAUAAACUGCUUAACAGUAUAGCUGAAAUCACUGCAACCGAGUUGCAACCGAGUCCCGUAUCUGUUCUCGACUCGUCUUUCUACAAGGACGAAUCGUUGCCGUCCCCUGUGUUGAAGCGUAGCAUUGAUUUCAAAGAUCAACCGGUUGAAUUUGAAGAUGAAAUUUGGAUUCCGGCAAUCUCGCCCGUUGAAUCGAUGUUCAAUGAUUCCGACGACUGUGAUCUGGUCUAUAUUAGAGAGAUUCUACAAGCUUCCAAUUACUUGCCUGAGGAUUCGGACGUCUUCCAAUUACUAGAAAAGCAACAAUAUCUCAAAGGGAAGGACACGUCCAAGGCAUCCAGACUGCGGAGAAGGCUUAUUUUCGACACCAUUAAUGAAAUUCAGAGUCGAAAUCGACAAUUACCGCCUUGGAAAACUGUUUCUUGGACGAAUUAUUCGACGGCGGAACAAAACUCAGUACGACAAAUCUGGUUGGAAUUUCGGAAGAUUCGGGAGAGGGAUGAGUCGGAGAACUUGGUCGAAGUGAUAUGUGGAGUGCUAAGGAAGGAUCUAGCAGGGGAUGCCAUUCAUGGAUGGGAGGAUUGCCCGAUUGAAAUGUCGGAAUCCGUUUUGGACAUCGAACGGCUCAUAUUCAAGGAUUUAAUUGGCGAAACCAUCCGUGAACUCGCUUUCUCUGCUGCCAAGUUUAGUAAACCCUCCGCAUCUUGUAGGAAAUUGCUGUUCUGAAAGCGAGGGAAUAUUUGAAACUAAUAUAUAUAUAUAUAUAUAUAUAUUAAUAUUCGGCGCU